AGGAUGUCCUACAGAGGCUGAACGCUGAACAGCUUGCAUGUGGGUGGUGCACCAGUGGUGGUGGGCUCAACUGGCGAAAAGCUGCAGCAUCAAGCAACCGUGCUUGAGAGGGCAGAGAGGGACAGCAUUGCUCCAUGGGCGGCUUGGGUUCUUUGCAGCAACUGCAGACAGCUCAAUGUGGAACACUGCUCUGCUUCUUGUCCGCUCCAGAAAGCAGAAGCUUUUGUGCAAGUGCGGCUGCUCGCAGACUGCCAACAAGUUUGACAGUCAGCAGCUAUAAGCUACCACCACCUCAAUCGAUCACUAAGCACAGGUCCCAUCUAAUACAUGCAGCCUCGAAUGCUAGACUAUCAGGCAACACGAUGACGGCUGAUCUAAAAUAUGCCGCACUGAUGAGCAACUCUCUUGCGCACAGAGGGUGGGAGUCGUCAGAGCAGAAGCACCAAAAAUCCGGACGCCCCAUCUCUGGAACCACUCUAGGACCGAUCAGGUCCAAAUUAAAAGGGCUCAGGGCAGGCCGUGCUAGCUUGAGCAGCGCGGUAGACUUGGGGCAAGUCACGUUUUGGACCCUGGUAGUGACUUCAGCUAUGUUCUUGCCAUAUAGCCUGGCCAUCGUAUCUGGGUAUGAGGCAGCAAUUCAGACUGUUUCAUCAGGCGCCCUCGACAAGGCCGCCGAUGCGGGACAGCACAUCAUGGACCACCUUUCCCUUUGGCAACUGCACGCAGCCAACGCUGUCCUCUACCUCUGCGCUACUCCCAUUCAAUUCCUCCCCAGCGUCCGAAAGCGCUCUCUCCCACUGCACAGAGCGUCUGGUUACCUUUUCCUAUCUACCGGAACAGUUUUAGCCUUCUCAGGGCUGAUCAUGGCCCCCCUGUCGGAGUUCCCUGGGUUUGUACCCCCCUCCGUGGCGCUGGCAGUCAUCUGGGUGCUGUUUGGGGGGGUGGCGAUGUGGAAGAUCAAGAAGAAGCGGGUGCAAGAGCAUAGGGAGUGGAUGGUGAGGGUAGCGGCUGCGGGAUACUCCGUUAUCUUGACAAGGCCGUUGGUGAUUGCCGUGCAUCUCGUGUCCGGUCUCUCCCACAGGGCCGCUGGGCAGUCUGCCACGUGGUUGUCUCUUUUGAUCAUGGUGGCCGGGACGGAAAUGUACAUCCAAAGCCGCCACCGCCUUGAUUCGAAUGUGUAGCUUUGACGGUACAAGAGAGAUCUUGCACGGCGAAGAUUGCCGGCCAUGAUCGAGUCCCCCAAGUUGAGCUAGUAGCAUCUAAUCCGUCUUCUCGGUUCAACUUGACCGUCGAUCUGCCACUGGUAGCGACCACUAGGCAGUCGGACUGACCAUCAACGAACAACGAUUUGAUGUAAUUGACUUCAAAAGGUACGGUAACCUGUGAUUGGAUAGCGCGGCCGAGCUCCAGCUCGCAUGCAUACUAUGGAUUCCUGG
This is a messenger RNA of Klebsormidium nitens, 1436 nucleotides long. NCBI's taxonomy places the organism in Eukaryota, Viridiplantae, Streptophyta, Klebsormidiophyceae, Klebsormidiales, Klebsormidiaceae. The record is from the annotation of a GenBank genome assembly.